AUGCUACCGUAUUUCAUCGUAUUCUUACUGUAUUUGGUUACGGUAGCAGAAUGUCAGGUCGCGACGACGAUGCCUGCCAUCGUGCUGACGACGGAAGAGGCGGCCGAAGUCGAAGAUACAGGUUAUUUUUAAUUAAUUGAAUGCUGUUUCUGCUUCUGGGAGUUCAUUAGAAAGAUGAAAAAUCGCCUUUUCUGAAUUUAGAUCUUAAAAUGAAGGUAAUUUACUGGAAGCCAUGGUAUACGCUUUGUUGCUGAAAAUCCUGGCGAAGUUUGCUGAAACCAAAUGAGCUUACCGUUUCAAAAUUUCAACAAAACAAAGUUUUUCGAAAAUUCUUGCACCUCCCGUGAAAACUACCGCCUUUGGCUGAAAUAUUAUAUAACUUUGAAGUUUUUGAACUUUAUCUUCCUUGUGAAACGGAAAUGUUGGAUAAACUUGAACAUGGAAAUUAUUUUUUUAUUUUUAAUUUAAAAAAAUAGAUUGAGUGAAAAAAAUUUGAAAUUAUGCUCGUUGAAAAGUGAAAAAAAUAAGAUCACCUUUCAGAAUUUUUCGUCCCUGUAAAGCAAAAAAAUCAGAUUUACUUAAAUUUUUGAGAGUUAUCUCCCUUGUAAGGCAAAAAAAUUAAAUUAACCUGAAUAUUCGAAAAUUAUUUUUCCUUGUAAGCUAAAAAAAUCUUAUUCUUCUUGUAGGGCAAAAAAAUCAUGAUUAACUCGAAAAUUUGGAAAAAUUAUCCACUUAUAAAAGCAAAAAAAUCUGGAAUCUGAAAAUUUGGAAAUUACCUUUAUUGUAAGGCGAAAAAAAAUUUGACUAGCUUGAAAAUUGAAUAUUAUCCUCCUUGUAGGUCUAACAUUUGGAUUAACUCGAAAAUUCGAAAAUUAUCGUUCUUGCAAAGAAAAAAAUUGGAUUACCCUGAAAUUAGUUCAUCUUGAAAGCAGAAGAAUUGGAAAGUGUUCAAAUUUUGAAACUUACCCUCAUUUCGAAACAGGAAAGUGGGAUAAACUUGAAAAAUUUGCCUUACAAGGAGCGUAUUUUUUUUUCUUUUUUUUUGUCGCUUUUCUUUUUUUUUUCUCAUGGUAUUAAAUUCUGAACUUGAAAAAGAUUAGAUUUAUCAUUUUUUUCAGUGGGAAAUUUUUUUCUCUUAAAACGGGUCCAAAGUUUAUUGUUUCCCACGUCUAAUUUAUUUUUCUGUGGCUUUAUUUUUUUAAAUUUUUUUCGGGUUAUUUUUUUAAAAAAAUAGCGGGGGUGGUGCUUCUUGAGAAAAAGAAAAAAAUUUUUCUUUUUUUAAGAUUUUUUUAUUUUAGUGGGACCCUCAAUUUUUUUGCGAUUAGAGAUCAAAAGCUCUGUUUCCAAGCCUUUUUUUUAUUUUUCCAAGUCAAAACAUAUGACAAAAACUCGUCAACUAGUCCAACAGCUGAAUUCUGUUUGAAAGAAGGAAAAAAAAAGAUUGAUAGUUUCUGAGAAUAGCGAUUAUUGCUGAUAAUUGCACAUGUCCGAGACGGGGAAAGCUUUCGGAUGGAAUUCAAAGAUGGAUUUUUCCGCAGGAAGGACCUUGACGUCGGAUUGGAUCGUCGGAAUCGCGAUGAUGGUCCUUUCGAUGGCCUGCGCCGUCGCCUACUCCAUUAUUCUAUUCGUUCGUUUUCCCAUUUUUUGAAUAAUUUCACUAGGAAAGGCUUUGCUAGUAGUACGCCUCCCAUCUCCGAGGAGUGAACGUGGAGCAGCGCAAGUGCGCUCGAAUACGGUUUUGAUAUCGCGAGUUCGAUCCUCGCAGCGGCCAUUUUUCUCAUUUUUCAUGAAAAAUAGCUUUUCUCCUCAAUCUUGUGGUUUUAUACUGUUUUAAUAACUUAUUAUGACUUUGAAAAAAACGAAUUAAACUACAUAUGAAAAUAAAAUGAACGACCAAAAGUGUAAAAUCUAAACUUUCAGUACUAAAUUUCGCGACUUUUUUCACAACUUUUUUUGUUCUCAACCUUUUUCGAAAAACUAAACUGUUUUGAAUAGGUAAUUUGAGCAGCUAUCCAACCAUAUUAAUAUUGAAGCUCGAACAUUUUUUUGAAAAUUUGGUUGUGGUCCCUAAGGAAAGCGUUUUUGCAGCCAAAAGCCUUUCAAAUCGAGAAAAAUCGACUAUACUAGAAAAAUUUUAUCAGUGUACCCAAUGUCAUGAACCAGGUGUCAGCGAGAGUUAGGCUAUACCGCACGCGAUAUCGCUCUCCUCUCGCGAUAUCGCUCGCCUAUCGCGAUACCGCUCGUCUCUCGCGAUAUCGCUUGCCUCUCUCGGACGUCUUGCGCUAUAUAUCGCUCUUUGAAAAUCUUUAUUUAUUUUUUAGUUUGAUUCUUUCAAUCAAGUGAAAAAAAGAAAAUUGGUUUUUCAAAUGAGAAAAAGGCGGUUUGGCUGCGAGACUUUGGCGAUAUCGCGUCAAGGAAUUUUUCGACUAUAUCGCGCUGCGAAAAAAAAAAUGAAAUUUUAUAUUUGAGUUCUUCUUUUAAAUUGAACAAAUUUUGAACAACUUUGAAGAAAAGUGAAUUUGAAUUACGAAUUGCCCUUUUGCAGCAAGUUCGCUCCAUAGACAUAUUUAAAUUUUUGUUCGAUUUUUUCCCAAUAUUUCUUUUUGAUUUUUUCAAAGUCUCAGCCUCGAAAGAGUUUUUGAAUACUUUUUCAUUGAACUCGGAAAAGGAAAUCGGGCUUUUUUCAAGUGGCUGCUUAAGUGUUUCUUGAGGAACCUCUCUAGUGGCCACUAUAGUUUUUUUUUCAUCAUACUGAAAAUUCCUUUCAAAUUGUUCAAAUGCAACUUUUCUACUGGAAGUUUCUAAAAAAAAAAACUGAAUUUUUAGACGAUUUGGAACGACAAGGAGUUGAUCCGGAUGGCAUCUUAUAAACUAAUGUUCGCCCUGGGAAUAUUCGACGUCAUCCAGUGUUUACCGCAUUUCGUGACCGGAAUCUUCACGAUUUGCCAAUCGACCUUUCAUCCGGGAUUGGCUAAGGUAUUAUUUCUUUAGAAAAAAUCCUGAACGUGUAAUCUUUUUUUGUUUUGUUUCACAUGACGCAUAGGACCUUCCAGUUAGGAAAUUUCUUCGAAAAAUGAGAAAAUAGAAUGGAAAAUGUUUGAUUUUGAGAGCCCAGAAGCUAUUACUUACAGAAAAUCUUCUUCAAGGGAUUUUUUUCAAAAAUUGGAACAGGCUCAAAUUUUUUUCAAAAUUUGGAAGAAAAAUGCUCUGAUUAUCUCAAAAUUGUUUUUUUUUUUGUCUACAAUUAACAAUGAAUUUGAAUUCGAGAAUUUUCUAUCAUUAGUCUUUAUUUUCCCUGACUUGAUAAACCGUGGUCGCACGUGGAAUGGGUCGAUAUAUUGACAUUCAACUUAAGGUUCAAAUUCACUAAUUCUAUUGAUUUGAACAGAGAAUCGAUUCAAAAUUAUAACUUGGGAAUUAUAAUUUUUUCAUUUUUAGUAUUUUCAAAUGGAUAAAACACAAAAAUGGAUCAAAUAGGAAAUUUUUUUGCCGAUUUUCAGGAAAUUUCAACAUUUUAAAUUAACAUAUACUGCCAAAGUCGGAAGUGCGGAAAACGGGUGCAAAAAGGGAGUGACUGCAAAAUGGCCGCUAAAAGGGUCCCUUUUUACGGCCUUUAUUGAGCCUUUCAUUUUUUUGGUGGGUUAAAAAAAGGGUCAUAAAAAGGGCGAAAAAAGGGAGAGGCCGCGAAAAGGGUGAAGAAAGAGUGGGGGUUCAAAAAGGUUCUGAAAGUCUCUGUUAUUGAUGAUUUCCGAUGUUAUUACUGUAGCUUAUUUCGGUUCAUACGCGGUCACUUGUAAAGAUUAUUCUCAAUUUAAAAAAAAUUGUAUUUCUCAAAAGGGUCCAAAAAGGGUGGAUGAAGGCCGAUGAAAGGACGCAAAAAGGCAGUAAAAAGGAAACCGUUUAGGAACAAUUUCCGGAAACAGACGGAUCCGUAACGGACGCUCAAAGGGCCCGUGAAGGGUCAUUCCGACUUUGCCUAUGUCUUAACAUAUACAAAGUCGGAAAAAGGUGAAAAAAGGAUCCUUUUUUGCUGCCUUUUUGUGUCAUUUUCUCGGCCUUUAUGCACCAUUUUUGCUGCCUCUUUUUGCAAGCGAUUUUAUAGGAGAAUUUCAAUUCUCCUAUAUCGAUAUAAAUUGUGAAAUUAGGUUAAAAAUUUCAAAUCAUGAAGCAAAUAAUUGUUGAUGAUAGUUCUAGAAGUGAUUGAGGAUCAAUUGAAAUUUUUUUUUUUGAAUUGGGCUUCAAAAUCUUCAAAAUUUUCCCAAAUUCUUUCAAUAUAUUUUUUUUUCUCUGAUACCUAGCCCCUUUCAUCUCUUCGGAAGUAGUUUGAAUCUAAAAAAAAUAUUCUGCCCACUUUUGGAGUCACUUAAUCAAAUUUCUCGUCGAAAAACGCACAGGUGUAGGUGAAUACCUGGGUUUUAUUGGGCUCAAAAAACCGAAUAAGCUGUAAUUUGUUCAAAUUUCGUGUUUUCCAAUGUUGCGAAAUGAACAAUGAGGAAGUUUUUUGCGUUUUUUCCAUAGAUCUUAAGUUAUUUUCAUAUUCUUAAGCUCAGAAAUAUAAUUUGUACUUCAAUUUUGAUGCAAAAUAGCAGUUUCCCAAUUUUUGUUUUACUUUUUCAACCCUAUUUUCGAAGAAAUUUCAGCUUAUUCUACUUUUGAGUAAACUACAUUCACUUCCAUGUGACUUCUGAUCAUCUAAAAAAUUCAAAAAAUUAAUUACAACUUUGUUAAAAAGUCACAUGUAAAUUACACACUGAAAUUUGGUAAAAAAACAAGUAAUUUCAGAGGCAUUUCGAACCAGGUAAUUAUAGAGAAAUGGUCAAACUUCGUUUCGUUACUUGAAAAUGAAGAAAAUUGGGUCUUCAGGGGGGUUUAAUUUUGAAAAGAAAGAUGCGAAAAAGUUUGAAAAAAAUCCGAGCAAAGUUUUUUUGAAAAAUCAAGUUUUUUUCUUGAUUAUAAUGGCGAGCUUUCAUGACGAAAAAAAUUUGUUUUUAUUAAAAAAACAAGAAAAAAAUUUAAAAAAAUAAAAAGUCGAGAUGAACUAAAUGAAAAAGGAGAAAAAAAUCGUAUUGUACUUUUUUUCUCGAAAAAAAUGUAUGUAAUAUCUGUUUUUCAUAAAUUUUUCGCUUAAAAAAAUUUGAAAAAAAAAUUUUUUUCGAAUAUCGAUUUACAGUCAAGUUAUGAUGCUAGAAAAAUCCGCGAAAACCUCAACUUCGGAAAAAUUAUCGACUUUUUUUAAGCUGUUGGAAGCGUAAUAACUCGACUAAAAGACAAAAAAAAAAGGGGGGGGGGAAUUUUCCUUUUCUAUUUAUUGAAUCAAGAAGUUUUUCCAGUACUUUUUCAGCUAGGUUUAAUCAACAAAUGACCUAUCGAUUAAUUUUUUUGAUAUAUUCAAAUAUAAAUCCUCAUUUCAAAAAGAAAAAAAUUCCACAAAAAAAUUUGAUUUUUUUAAUGGUAAUUUUUUUAAAUCGAAUUUAAAAUUAUACAUCUCAUCAAGGAAAGUAUUUGAGCCAUUUCAAUUUUUUUCAAUUUGAACCUGAAAAUUCCAAUUUCAAAAAAAUAAAUCAAUCCACAAAAGAAAUUCUUAUCUCAAAUCCCACUUUCAAAGGUCAAAUAUAAAUUUCCAUAAAGAAGUGUUCCCCGGUCUUUUCUCUCCACAGUUUUUGAAAAAUGUUAAAAUCAGGAAACUUUUUUGGCCAGGUGAAUCACUUUGGAAGGAAAAAAUUCAUUCAUAGGUGAAGUCGGAAACGGUGGGAAAAGGCUUCGUAGAAAUUUUCCUUUUUUGCUGCCUUUUUGCGCCAUUUUCGCGGCCAUCUUGCGGCCUCUUUUGAGCCUUUUUGCUGCCUUUUUGCUCCCUUUUUGCUGCCUUUCUGCAAUCUUUUUGCUGCCUUUUUGCUCCCUUUUUGCUGCCUUUCUGCAAUCUUUUUGCUGCCUUUUUGCUCUCUUUUUAAUGCCUUUUUGCUGCCUUUUUGCUCCCUUUUUGCGGCCAUUUUGCUGCCUUUUUGAUGCUUUUUUGCGGCCAUUUUGCUGCCUUUCUGUGACCUUUUCGCGACCUUUUUGCUCCCUUUUUGGUGCCUUUUUGCUGCCUUUUUUCUGCCUUUUAGCUGCCUUUUUGCUCCCUUUUUGCAGCCUUUUUGCAGCCUUUUUGCUUCCUUUUUGAUGCCUUUUUGCAGCCUUUUUGCUGCCGUUUUGCGACCUUUUUUGAGCCUCUCUUUUUUAGAAGCCAUUAUAUACCAUUCCGACUUUGCCCGAGUUUUGAAUAAAAAUUCUUAUUUCCAACUCAAAAAAAAAGUUUUUCCCACAAUAGAAAUUCUUAUCUCAAGUCUCAUUUUCAUAAAUCAAAUGAAAUUUCGAAACAUGGUCCCUUUUUUCCGAAUAAACGACGAAAUCUUAAGGCGAUGGGCGUUCUGGCGACCCCUUGCUACGUCGCCUACGCGGUCCUGACCAUCUUCCUGUCCUUCAAUCGUCUGAUCCAACUCUGGUCGCCCCGACUGGACAAGAUGCUCUUCGGCGGCACCCGAAUAAAUGUAGGACCUUUUUAAAAGACGGCCAGAACUUUGAUUCGUCUUGUUAGCAGAUUUGGAUCGGGGCCGGCUGUUUUUUCUGUUUUUCGUUCGCCGUCGCCUUGUCGGUGCCCGGAUCGACGAUCCACUACAUUCCCGAAUGGUUCGUUCUUCAAAAUUAUAGCCUGUGUACCACGACUUGGAAUUUCACGGAACGACAUUCCUAAAUGCGCGAGGUCCCAGUGUGUUGCUCGCCCUUCUCCUUUUCCAAGGAGUGCCACGCGGUGUUUUUAGGUGUACCUCAAACUUGGGUAAUUAAACCUUUAUUAUAAAAAUAAACAAACGAAACGAAAUAAAAUAAUACAAAAGUAAAAAGGAGUAACGAUCAGCCUGGCUGAUCGUAUCGGGGAAAGAAUGAGACAAUCGUGGGUCCCGUGAGCUUUUAUAAGCUCGGUGACGACACGAUCGUGGGGGUGGCGAAGCGUCUGAAAGGUUUCUUAAAAGCUUCUAAAAGUUUUGUUAAAACCUUCUAAAAGGUUUGGUUUAAUGGUCAGAACUUUGAGUUCUGACAAUUCCGCUGUGCCGCUGCGUGGCUUUGCGAGCCUUGGUCGCGCUUUUAUUUUUUUUUUCUUUCAUUAAGGUGCUCUACUUUCAUAAGCUCCCACAUUGAAAGCGUGACCUAGAUUCGAAAGACGCUUCGCGAACGCACGCAGCGGAACAGCGGAAUCUCGUUCCGUGAAAUUCCAAGUCGUGGCACACAGACUAUAACAGUCUUCAAUGUUUCAAUCACGUGUUUAAAUCUUGGUUUUUUCAUCCCCGAACAAUGCGACCGCUCUUAAAAAAGCUCCGAAAAGUUUUGAAUUUGAAAAUUUCCUUCAUUUCUUCUGUAAACUUGCUUUUUGGUUACGAAUGGUUUUAUUGAUUUUGGUCGCACGGAGAAUGUCUCGACGUGUCGCAAGUCCCAAACGUGCCCCCGACCGAGGAGCGGCUUUCGCGAACUUGCCUAGAUCCGCUCGGUUUCGAAAUUUAAAUUGAAAAACAAAAAAUGGCCAGAAUACGACAUUAUAUGCCACAAAAAUGGCCCUGAAGUCUGCCGAAAAUCCGAUUCUUUUGAGAUAAAUUUUCUCAAAGGCUCAAAGUAAUCAAUUUUUAAUUUUUUUUUAGGGUCUUUUUUCGAUUAAAAUGAGUUCUGGAACUCCAAAAAAACUAUUUUUAUUUGUUUAAGAUUGCUUGGCUCCUCAUUUUUUCUUCUCUAUGAUUUUUGAAAAAUUUCCUCAUUUUUUUAAGACUAAGAAAGAAAAAUUAUGAAAUGAAAUUUUUUUGGCAUCACGGGUUUCAUUUGCUCAAAAUCCCCCAAAAAAAUAAUUUUUUCGAUCAAAAAGACUUUUUUUCUUUUUUUAGUUUCUAAUCAAAAAAAUAAUUUAAAAAUAACGUUAUCUGUGUUUUUAAAAAAAGUUGAAGUCGAUCCGUCAACCAACAAAAAUUUUUAACUUUUCACUGAAAUACCUACCGUAACCCAGGAAGGGGGCGGAGCCUAACAGUAACUAUCUUUAAAGUUUCCAUGUCCAGUACAUAAUUCCCAUUGUCAAAAUGAAACUUGAAAUUCUUGCACCAACGGCACGGCGUUUUUUUUGGCGACGGCCCGCCCACAUUUUUUUUCCGUGAAGUGUAGUGUUUUGUGUGCAUAUACUGCAGCUUGUGUAUGCAAACGACACGCUACACUUUACGGAAAAAAUUUUUUUUCCGAUCAAAAAAUUACUUCCAACACGGCAUGUGUUUUAAAACAAAAAAAAAACAGAAAAAUCGCGCCUUUUUUAAAUGGGAAAUAGAAUCGUUAUGGGACCCAGUGAUGCGCCUUUAAUAUUUCCUGUUGUUUUUCCCAUGACGUCACAUGGGUGAAGUUUUGACCACGCCCCCUAAUUUUUGGUUUUGCAUUUUCUUCCAUUAAAAAGAACACCGGGACGGCUCAUCGUGAUUCUGAGAGAACGGGUGUUGAACGAUUUUUAACUAGAAGAUUUUCGGUUUCAAUAAACUUUUCAAUGUUUCGUAUCCCUUUCAGGUACAGCUGGGACUACGACUACGAAUUGCCCUACUCGACCUACGUCCAACACGUCGAAAUGUACAUCGAAGUCGGCGGAAUCUUCGUUUCCGCCAUUUUCUACGCCUUCAUCCUCACUUUACUGCUUCGGACGGUUCGUAUAAUUUUUUUCGGGGUGUUUGAAAAGUAAUGUGACUUUAUUCGUUUUCUUGUUUUUUAUUGGUCUUAAGGCAUAAAUAAGAUGAAAAUGUCCAAUUUUUGUCGCAUUUCUGGCUGUUUUCCUUGAGAAAUCCUUGAGUUCUCAGAUUUUUCGAAAUGAACCCAGCUGGGCCCCUUCUUGCACCCGAUACUAGAUUUGAUGUUUCUAAGAAUUCGAAGUGCGAUCGCUUUGUUUUUUUCUGUUUUAAGGGUUAAAAAAAUAAUGAAAAAUUCAUAUUUUUCGUUCAAAAAGAGGAUGUUUUACAGAAUUUCUUUGCCUAUCUUGUUUUAAAAUUUUUGUACUGUGUAGUGAGAAAAAAAUGUAAUUUAUCGACGGGUAUCGGAAGAGACAAUAAAAAGCUUGAAAAAUGACUUUACUGUUUCGGUCGGAUUACAUAGAUUUUUUGGAAAAUUUAGAACCUGAUCUUCGCUUCAUCCAUUUCCUAUCAGUCAUUUUCAGCUUUCUUUGUUAAAACUACUUUUCUUAAAAUUUUUUUUUGUGAUAACUUUCAGUCAGAAACUUAAAAAAAUCUGGUUUAAACCGAAAAAAAGAAAAAAAAGGAACAUAGCAAUCUUAAAAUCAUCCUUUUGCGUAUUGAAAAGAGGUUUCCAGCCUACGAAAAUUUCGGAGAAUUUUCCUUAUUCCGGCUAGUUGUUCAUAGAAUUUGGAUUACAAAAAAUUUGGAAAACAAGAGAUUUGCGAAUUUUUUUUUUGUUAAACCAGUUUGCUGUUUCAGCGCUUCUGAAUAUUCUCAAAAUUAACUCUUUCCACAUUUGAAUUGUUGUUUGCGGUGCGUGUAGAAGACAAAAAAAGAACACAGAGACACAAAAAUAGUCUAUAGAAAAAUUUAAAAUCUACAAUAGGCACUUCUCUGCGCCCUCCUUAUCUCUCGACGUCUCUCUCAUGUUUAAGUGCUAUUUUUACGUUUCUCUGCCCCCUCCUCAUCUCUCGAGAACUCUCUCAUUUUUACGUGCUCUUUCAACGUUUCUCUGCCCUCGCCGGGGAGGGAACAGAGAGACGCAGACGCGCGAAAACUGUCAAGUAAAAAAUUUUUCGGUGGUCUAGACUACCUCAUGCUGAUGAGGGCAGGACACGGGAUCUCAGCGGGUGUGCCCGUAUUGAACCCGCUUAAGUACAGCUAGACCUUUGGCAUUUUUGCCACAUCUGAAGCCCCGUUUCAGUCCAAAAGGUUCUCAGAUUUUCGAAAUGAACCCAGCUGGGCCCCUUCUUGCACCCGUUUUUGUCCCGUUUUGGCUCAACUGAGGCUGCUCAAAAAAAUACGGGUUUAAUGCUCGACAGAAGAAGAGACUCCUGGCUCUAUGAAAAGUUGAAGCUACGCGAAGUUCGGUCGGAAACUGUGAAGAGAAAAUGGCUUUUUGCAAAGAAGAUUGCUACGGGAGAAGACACAUGAGCGAAGAAAAUCGUGGAGUAGCGACCAUGGGCGAAAACUCGCGAAGUUGGACGACCUAAACCUCGUUGGCGAGAUGACCUACGAGCAGUUCUUGGUGAAAGAUGGGCGACAGUUGCGCGAACCGACAAACAUCUCUUCAAAUAUUCCACGAUUCAGCAGAUACAAGAUUACUCUGAAGACUGAAUAAACGUUAAUAGAUUAUUGAGUUUUAACAAAAAUGAAGUUUCCUUGUUAAAAUUGAAAUUUCAGAAGAAACGCUUCAUGAUAACCAGCAGUUACAUGGCCGAAAUCAAGAUUCUGAUCCAAGCCACCGUUAUAACCGUCUAUUGUACGAUCCUCAACGUCUUAUGGCACAAUUAUCAGGUAAUUUUUGAGAAAAAUCAUUUUUAGUAGACAAAAAUGUCCACUGUUGGUAUUUCUUCCGAGUUUCGGAGUACCUCCGUUUUCGGAACCUUCAAAGUCUGGUUUCUCGAUUACUUUUCUAAUUUUUUGGCUGCUGAGAGACAAGAGUGAGCUGAGUGGCCCCUCUAGGGGCACUGAAGCUUGAAAAAGUGGUCACUUUAGGGAGCAUAUUAGUGGUUUUUUCAUUUUUCAAAUCAAUAUGAAAAACUGGAAGAUCCCUAUAGGGACCACUUCAGCUUUAGGAAGCUCAGGGGUCAGAUCCUGAAUCCCUAUCGGUAUCCCCUUAAGUCUAGAUUUCUAGGGAGCUCUAUUCUCCCCUUACCCCUCUAGGGACCACUCUGGCGACUGGAUCAGAUUUUUUUCGGACCCACAUAUGUACAAAAAAACGUCUUUUUCUCUUUUCAGUCCCCAAUAAUCUAUCAGUUCAGCUUGAAAAUUUGAAUAAAUAUAUUUUUUCAGUACUUUCUGCCCCUGAACAUUUGGUCCUACAUGGGCCUCAAUUUCAUGUGGAUUUUUCAACAGCGGCGUCUACCCACUCAUCUACUUCCUUGUCAACAAGUUUGUGCUAUUUUUUUAUUAUUAAAUUGGUGAUUCAUGGUGACUCAAAGGUAUAAAUUAACUUAUCAAUCAGAGUUUGCUUUGAGAAUUUUAAAAUAUAUUUUUUUGUACCCGUUGCUUUCGAGACUUUUUGAAAAUUACAGAGAAGCGUGUUAGAUCUUUCGAUUAAGCUUUUUUUUCUUCAACUUUCAAAAAAGGUCGAAAUUGAGCAUUUUUAGAGCCCUGCGGCAAAAAAUCCGCUCGAAGAGGAUUCCAAACCCGACGGGCGCCAUUUCCAUGUUCGUCCGUUCCAACAACUUCAGCGGCAUGAAAACCGCCACCGGGACACAAUAA
Molecule: messenger RNA, 11441 nt
Organism: Caenorhabditis auriculariae
Lineage: Eukaryota; Metazoa; Nematoda; Chromadorea; Rhabditida; Rhabditidae
Source: the annotation of a GenBank genome assembly